GAUAAUAUACGACACAUCGAUAAAUGCACAAUAAACGAGGGACUAUAAACGAAAUAUAAACGAUAAGUUCGUCUAACUGCAUCAUCCUCACAUUUGUUUCUGAGAACCAUCGCACGGACUCUUGCUUUUACAGAACCGAAGAGGAAGAAAGUGCCAAAGCAGUUGCAACGACGUCGUUCUUCGCAACUUCGAUUUUCUUCCCUCUGUCUCGUCUCGCUUGAUCCUGCUCUUGUUCUUGAUGAACAUGACACCAGUUUGCCCCUUUGUCAAAGCUGCUCGCCCUGAUGAUAACAAUGCCUCCAAAAAAUCAGGUGAAAAUUCUAUGAAACAUCAAGUUGAGUCUGAGAGUAAGGUGAAGAAAGAGGUUAAUGACUCGGCCAGUGCCUCACCGAAGUGCCCUUUUGGAUAUGACUCACAAACAUUUAAGAUUGGCCCCCUUAGCUGUAUGGUAUGCCAGGCACUUCUAUUUGACACCAGCAAAUGUGUGCCUUGUUCUCAUGUUUUCUGCAAAGCAUGUGUGUCACGCUUUAAGGACUGCCCUUUAUGUGGAGCUGAUAUUGUGAAGAUCGAGCCUGAUGCUGAUCUGCAAGGUGUAGUUGAUCGCUUUAUUGAAGGUCAUGCUAGGAUCAAAAGAUCUGUUAGUUCAGAUAAAGGAGAAGAAGCAGCAGAGAGUAAACAGGUCAUAUAUGAGGAUGUGUCUUUGGAAAGAGGUUCUUUCUUGGUGCAACAGGCCAUGAGGGCAUUCCGUGCUCAGAAUUUAGAAAGUGCUAAAUCAAGACUCAGCCUUUGUGCAGAAGACAUUCGUGAUCAGUUAGAAAAAGAUGGUAACACUUCAGAGUUAUGUUCACAGCUUGGAGCAGUCUUGGGUAUGCUUGGUGACUGCUGCCGAGCAAUGGGAGAUGCCAGUUCAGCGGUUUCGUAUUUUGAAGAAAGUGUUCAAUUUCUGUCAAAGUUGCCAAACGAUGAUUUGGAGAUUACACAUACACUUUCUGUUUCACUCAACAAAAUUGGAGAUCUUAAAUAUUAUGAUGGAGACCUUCAAGCUGCUAGAUCUUACUAUUUUAAAUCUUUGAAUGUUCGUCGUGAUGUUGUCAAGCAAAAUUCAAACAUUCCAUCCCAGGUUCUAGAUGUUGCUGUUUCUCUUGCAAAAGUUGCAGAUGUGGACAGAAAUCUAGGGGAUGAAAAGUUAGCGACUGAUGGAUUUCAGGAAGCCAUAGACUUAUUGGAAUCACUCACGUUAAAAUCUGAAGCUAGUGGGCUUGAGCAACGGCGACAAUCAGUCCUAGGCUUCCUUAGAAGCCAACUUCCAGAUACACAAGAACAAGCUGAGCCAACAGUCUGAGAUAGGUGCUCCACAGGAAGAAAGGAAACAUGAAUUCAGAUGCAAUAAAUGUUUCUGCAUGCCACAGGACAAGUUUGUAAAAUAAGCACAGCUUAAGAAAGGCACUACUAAUGGAGGAAGAGGAGAUUUCAGAGUAAUGAAUAUUUCAGGCUUUUCUGGCAUUGCAGUACCUGCCUAUGCCCAAGAUUCUACAUCAGAUCCACUUUGUAUUUUCUCCUGCACCCCUCUUAUUUUUCUUGUUUCCACCUCUUUCGUUGCAUCUUGGUGCAUACUGACAAUUGUGCUGGGGUCUCCCUUGCAUUAUUGUAACUAACUAUACUUGUCUAAUAAACUAGAAAUCAAGUAACAUGUACUAUAGGUUGUGUAGUUUGCGUUAGAACUUAAUGAAUACAUUCUAUACUGUGAAAAGUGAAAUUUAUAAAAUAUAUUUCAUAACUGUA
Cajanus cajan (pigeon pea) is the source of this 1782-nucleotide messenger RNA. Its product is annotated as zinc ion binding protein. NCBI's taxonomy places the organism in Eukaryota, Viridiplantae, Streptophyta, Magnoliopsida, Fabales, Fabaceae. The record is from RefSeq and is a predicted model, not a curated record. Gene Ontology annotation, molecular function: ubiquitin protein ligase activity; protein binding. Gene Ontology annotation, biological process: protein ubiquitination.